AUGGUCCUGAACGAGGGAUAUUCGGGAACCCCUUGGACAUCCGUCAAGCUCCGUCUCUCUUCGACUUGUUUCCGGUAUCUCGGAGGGGUGAUCCUUUCUCCCGAAGCAAUCUCGAAGGAGCCAUUCACGGCGGAGGAGCUCCUCGAGAGACCGGAGAGAUCGACGCAGAGACAGGAGGAAACGAUCUCGCUCGAGGUCACGUUCGAGAACACGUUCAAGAAGUCCGAAUCUCAAGACUCAUCGCGAGAGGCCUUCGUGAUAGAACCGCAAACCGAAGCAGAACGCUCGCGUAUGAUCGAAUCAAUCGACAAAGCCGGAUUCAAGCAGCAGAAUUUUGUUUCGAAGAGGAAUCACCAGCAAAAAACCGUUGAUGAUAAACCAAACCAAGAUGCGCACGUGGCAGCUAUAUUCAGUACGACGACCCUUGAAGAAUUCCUCGCCGAUCAAGCCAAAAAGCCCCCGAAACUAACAAACUUCGAGAGCAACCCGGAGAGCCUCCUGCACGAGAACUUGUAUGAUGACCCUGAGCGGCGGAACGAAAAAUGGCGGAAGAAGCUCCACAGUGAGAGACGGAAAUACCUCAGCACCACAGCGUCAUGAGACUCUCCGGGAAGAAUUUUAUGUCAAUGAGACCAAAUCCGUACCGCGAGCGCUGUCCAAGCCUACGAACUCUGUGUCAGUGUAAUCAGAGUGCCCGGAAUUCCUCAUGAUGAGACUCUGACGGGUUCAGGAACUCUAAGGCAAUCUCUUCGCGUUGUUAUUUAUCAUUUAUACUGAAAGGCCCGGGAGAUGCCGUGCCGAUCGGCCGAAUUGUAGAUAAAUUUUUGACUCCACUGGAGCUGGGAAAUAAAGCAAAUGAU
Molecule: messenger RNA, 860 nt
Organism: Galendromus occidentalis (western predatory mite)
Lineage: Eukaryota; Metazoa; Arthropoda; Arachnida; Mesostigmata; Phytoseiidae
Exons: 5
Coding region: 1-600 (199 amino acids)
Source: RefSeq, a predicted model, not a curated record